GAUAUUCAUUUCUUUCCCGCUAUACGUUGUUUCAUUUUAUCAUAUUGCAUCGCAUAUAGCGUCUUUUAAUUUCUGCACAGCGCUGAAUAAAUGAAGCGACAGUAGUUACAGUACGGGUGUGUUGUUUGUGUUUCAAGACAGAGUCAAGCAACCAUAGAAGAAUUGUAGGAUGAAAUAUUUGUCAUUUUUAUAUGUUGUCAUUAUAAUGGCUUUAUUAAUUUUGGGGACUGCCAUUGUUAAUAUUGAUGUGACAAAAAGGUCUUCAACACCCAACCGAAAGAUUGUGGCGUCACACGUUAAGUCAGCUCUGACGUCAAAUAAUGCGAAACUAGUGACGUCACCAAGCGUUAAGAUUUACGCUAUAACGUCGACUUACAAGAGGCCCGAACAAAAAGCGGAAUUAACAAGACUUUCGCAUAUGAUAAAACAUAUUCCAAGCUUUCACUGGGUAGUAAUUGAGGACUCGAAAGGGAAAACUCCUUUGGUUUCGAACUUUCUAAAGAAAUCAGGGUUGAAUGUAACUCAUCUGUGUAAGAAGAACGGGAAGCGUAUCGGGCAUGGGCCAAAGGAUUUACUGACAAGAAACUUUGCCCUUAAUUGGGUUCGAAACCAUCUUGCGAGAAAGGAGAAAGGAAUUGUAUAUUUUAUGGAUGACGAUAACACGUAUGACCUUCGACUAUUUGAAGAAAUGCGGACAACGAAAAUUGCUGCAGUUUGGCCUGUUGGUUUGGUUGGGAAGGUUUUAUACGAAGGACCAGUUGUAUGCAGAGGAGAAAGGGUACAAAAAUGGCGGACAGGAUGGAAAGUCGAAAAAAGAAAAUUUAAAGUUGACAUGGCAGGAUUCUGUGUUCAUACGGAUUUGCUUUUACAGAAACCUGACGUUACUUUUAAAGACGUGGCAACACUAGAAGAUGAUUUUUUAGUUGACUUAGGUCUCACACCUAAAACUAUUGAAGGAAAACAUUGCGAUGAAGUAUUGGUGUGGCAUACGAGGACAGAAGUCACGAAUAUUAGUCACGAAAAAUAUGCAAUAGCUCGUUAUAAUGCCACCCUUAUUGAAGUGUAAUACAAAUAUAACACAAGACAGGGUUUUAACUGUAGAUUUUAAGAAUUCCAGCUUUUUCAGUUCAUAUUUGUUUGGUACAACAGUUGUUAUCGCGCUGUACUGAGGCCCAGAGGGUUCGUUUCGUGUUUUGCGCUUCUUUCAUUGUGAGCGUAUGCAUCUUCUUGCGAUACACUUAACAUUUAGAUUGCAUUCAUUUAUUUAUACAUGACAAGACAGUUUACUACGAAACGUAAUUAAAACUCGAAAAUUCUAGUUUCCAGCUUCUGCUGAUGUGUAAAAACGCCCUGAUUUGAACUACUACCACUAAAUGGGUUCACAUGUGCUUAUUUUAUAAAUAAACGAUGUACUGCUAUGCUAUAUGGGUAUUUUUACUGUUAUCUGGGUCUUGUUAUAUUAUUCACAUAUUGGUUGUUUUUUUGUUUUACGUGUUCGUUAUUAAACAAAACAUAAUUUUUGAU
Molecule: messenger RNA, 1524 nt
Organism: Ciona intestinalis (vase tunicate)
Lineage: Eukaryota; Metazoa; Chordata; Ascidiacea; Phlebobranchia; Cionidae
Source: RefSeq, a predicted model, not a curated record